Insectozyma verbasci is the source of this 2472-nucleotide messenger RNA. Lineage: Eukaryota; Fungi; Ascomycota; Pichiomycetes; Serinales; Debaryomycetaceae. The record is from the annotation of a GenBank genome assembly.
AUGACUUCUUCAAUUAAAAAUAUUAAUCAAGAUGAUAUAUCUAAAAUCACUUCAACUCAAGUUAUUAUUGAUUUAAGAACAAUUGUUAAAGAAUUAAUUGAAAAUUCUAUUGAUGCUGGUUCAGAUAAAAUUGAAAUUACAUUUGUUAAUUAUGGUAUUGACUCGAUAUCUAUACAAGAUAAUGGGAAGGGCAUUGAAGAAGAAGAUUUUGAAACUUUAUGUUUAAGAAGUCAUACUUCCAAAAUUAGUCAAUUUGAAGAUUUAAAUAGUUUAAAUACAUUAGGAUUUCGUGGUGAAGCUUUAAAUUCAAUUUGUUCAUUAUCAAAAACUAUUUCAAUUAGAACUAGUAUUGAAAAGAUUUAUCCAAGAAAUUUCACUUUAUCUUAUAAUAAUUUUGGCGAAUUAACCAACCGAUCACAAAAAGUAGGUGGUGUUAGUAAUAAAUCAGGUACAUUAAUAACCAUUGAAAGUUUAUUUCAUAAUUUGCCAGUUAGGUUAAAAAAUUUUAUAAAAAAUUCAAAAAGGGAGUUUCAUAAAUGUAUUAAUUUUAUUAUAAAUUAUUUGUUAAUAUAUCCUAAUAUUAAAUUUACAAUUUACAAUAUUCUUCCUGCAAAUAAUAAAAAACAAGUUGUGUUAUCUUCAAAAGGUGGUGUUAAAACUUCAGUUGUUGAUAAUUUAAUUUCAAUAUUUGGUAAUAAUCAAAAUAAAAAUUUACUAAAUAUAAAUCUCGAAAUCACCCCAGAAAUUAAAAUCGAUGGUUAUAUUUCAUCUUAUUCUUUUGGUUUAGGGAGAUCAUCAGGUGAUCGUCAAUUUUUAUUCAUCAACAAACGUCCCAUUAACUACAAAAAUUUGUCCAAACUAAUAAAUGAGGUAUAUAAACAAUACAAUCAUGUACAAUUUCCUAUCUAUGUUUUGAAUAUAGAUAUAAACCCAAAUUUAAUUGAUAUUAAUUUACUUCCUGAUAAAUCUAAUGUAUUAAUAAAUGAUGAAUUGAAGGUUUUAGAACUUGUUAGACAAAAGUUGGCGGACUUUUUUGAAUUUCAAGAUAAAGUGAUGAUUCCUAAAAAUAAUAUGAAGGAAGAAUUGACUCAAAUUGAGUCUGAGCAACCUGAACUUUCUGAAGUCGAAAAUAAGAAUUAUUCAAAACCUCAAACAAAAGUUACUGAUUUUAUUUUCAAUCAAACAAACAUGAAUGAGUCUAUAAGUCGUCAAGAAGUAUUAAAUGAUGAAAAUGAUGUCAAUGAAGGUCAAGAGUCUCAUGAAUCAGAUCUAGGAAUGGGUGCUGAUGAUAGUAAUGACGAUUAUCAAGAGGAAGAAGGGGAGAGAUCAGAUAACGAAGCUACUACGAAUUUGUCUCGAGAGUUUGAUGUGUUAGAAGGUUCAAAAAGUAAAGAUUUUGAUUCAGGCAACGUAGAGGUAGGUGAAAGUAUACAAGAUAGUUCAAAAAUCAGGGAAAAUGACAGUGCUUUCAAAACCAAGAAAGAAGAACAUUCAGAAUCUCAAGAAGAAGCAAUAACCUUGUCUUCAGGAUACACAUCAAGUAGUCAAGCAUUUCUCCAAGAUGGCACGAUCUUUGACGAAAAUGACGAAAAGAUUCAAGAUAAUCAUGGAGUCAACUUUUAUCCUGUUUCAAAUCAAAAUACUUUAAGUAUUGAAAUUGGUCAAAAAAACUAUGAGGAACCACAAUUAAAAAAGAGGAAAAUAGAAAAAAGGUCCGAUUUAUUCAAAAUUUCAAAAACACAUUCUAGAGAAGAUGUUUUAUCACAAUUCAAAAACUUAAAAAACUUAAAUUUACCAAAAUCUACUUCUGAAAGUACAGAAGUGAAUAUUAACGAGCAAUUGAGUGAUUCUGAAAUUUAUCAUAUUACAAAAAAUGAUUUUUUAAAAAUGAAACUAAUUGGGCAAUUCAAUUUGGGUUUUAUUUUAGUUAAACAUGAUUCCAAUUUGUUUAUAAUUGACCAACAUGCAUCUGAUGAGAAAUAUAAUUUUGAGAAACUAAAUGAGUCGUUUCAAGUGAAAUAUCAACCUUUGAUAGCUAAACAAAAUUUGGACUUAAAUAUUAUUGAUGAAAUGUUGGUACUCGAUAAUGAGAAGAUUUUUCAAAAUAAUGGGUUUAAACUUACUAUUGAUAAAGAUAAGUCACCUGGGUCUAGAAUUUCACUUGCAUCGUUACCAGUGUACAAAAAAUCUAUGUUUGAAAUUGAUGAUUUUUAUGAAUUAAUUAAUUUGAUUAAUGAAAAUCCUGGAAAUCAAAAUUUAAAAUGUUCAAAAAUAAGGAAAAUAAUUGCAAUGAAAGCAUGUAGAAGUAGUAUUAUGAUUGGAUCAUUUUUGUCAAAUAAGAAAAUGAAAGAAAUUGUGAAAAAUUUAAGUACUUUGGACAAGCCAUGGAAUUGCCCACAUGGAAGACCAACAAUGAGACAUCUUACAGAAUUAAAAAAUUGGCAUGAUAAUUAUUAUGAUUAUGAAUUGUAA